Messenger RNA from Mercenaria mercenaria, 4113 nucleotides. Its product is annotated as neurogenic locus notch homolog protein 1-like. Bases 356 to 1756 code for a protein of 466 amino acids. The transcript has 10 exons. The record is from RefSeq and is a predicted model, not a curated record. NCBI's taxonomy places the organism in Eukaryota, Metazoa, Mollusca, Bivalvia, Venerida, Veneridae. Gene Ontology annotation, molecular function: calcium ion binding.
AUUUAAGUAUUCGCAUCAUUUUAUCCAACAAAAUACAGGAACAUAUUUUUUAUCAGUCACACUGUGAGUGAUAUAGGUUUGCUAUUUCUUUUAUUAGCAUUCAGCAAAAAAAUAAACAGAAUUUAUUGUUGUGAAUGGAUAUGGAAUAUCACAUCGAGAACUGAUACAAUAACUCGCGCUACCUGCUCAUGAAAAUACUUAAUUUCUAUUUCUACAGCGCAUGUGACUUGUUCUUAUUUAUAAAUAAGCUCAUAAUAAAGAAAAGAAUUGCCCAAGUACGAGCUUUUCUUUCAUUUUAAAACCCAAAUCGUAAAAGAAGAACUUGGAAACAAUUGGGAAUUAUACAUAUAACAUAAUGAAACCAUUGAUGUGGAUUAUGAUUUUGGGAUUAUCGUUCAGAGAUGUGUAUUCAGACUACUGCCCACAGAGAACCACAUGUUCGUCGACAUGCUACAGAUCUAGCAAAUACCAUAGAGAUUGUGGAUUGUUUGGGUGGCGUAGAUGUACAAAAUACAGACGUCGAUCUUUUACCUGCUAUGUGACAUGUUACCAACAAGCGUGUUGUACAGGCUAUACUGGAAGUAGUUGUAACACACCUCUCUGUGAUGGCUCGAUGUCCUGUCCAAACGGCGGUACAUGCCGAUCUCCUGAUUACUGUGUAUGUCCAACUGGAUUUUCCGCCCCCCUUUGCAGUGACAUAGACGAGUGUUCAGGCACUUCACACGGAUGUCAGCAUGACUGUAGAAACACAGCUGGAUCUUACGAUUGUACAUGUCGGGCUGGAUAUGUACGAAGCUAUGACCUCAAGACAUGUAUUGUGGACUGUGGUCAUCCUGGCGAUAUCAAUAACGGUAGAGUGUCCGUUUCGUCAACAUUAUCCGGUGGUCCGGCUACUUAUACAUGUAACACUGACUACAGCAUGACGAGUGGAGACAGGGUGAGAUAUUGCCAGAACGACUUCACGUGGAGCGGCACAGAACCAACCUGCAUCUUUUCCAACCACUGCAACAGUUCACCAUGUAGAAACGGAGCAACAUGUGUUAAUUUCGUCGGUGGCUUCCGGUGUACCUGUAGUCAGUGGUGGAGCGGACAGAUUUGUGAGACUGAUAUUCAGCCACCAGUGCUGACUGGAUGCAGUGAAGAUGUCCAUAUAAAUGCUACAGACCAUACUGUACAAUACAGUUGGACCGAACCAACAUUUACAGACCCUAGGGGCUCUGACUUAAAUAUUGUCUCUAACUACCCAAGUUCAGAAUUUACCUUUCCUUGGGGAGAUUACACUGUACAAUAUGUAGCAACAAAGACGUCUAAUGGAUUACAAACUGAAUGUUCAUUCCAGAUCAAAGUGAGGCCAACACCAUGUGAGGAACUCAAUGUCCCUGUUAAUGGAGCACGGUUAUGUAACGGCUGGAAGACGGAUUAUGGCAGAUUCUGUAUGAUUAUGUGUCAGCAAAACUACACAAUUGGUCCCUCCCAGAGUUAUUACACAUGGCACGUGUGUGGCGCCUCUGGUAAUUGGAUCGCCGCAAGUCCAGUCCCUGACUGUGAAGUUCCGGUGACGUAUGAGUACGAAGAUGAAUAUUAUCACCCGGAAUAUGCUGGCUAUGUAUAUUCGUCUUCAUGUGAGGACGAUGCCACCAGAAACACAUUACAGACACUGUACAUAGAUUAUCUGAAAGGAACAGACGGAUUUUCGUCCUUUUGCUCAACCUAUGAAAGUGAAUGUAUGAAAGAAAAUGUUGAUGUCAAGUGUUGAAUCGAUACGCAAUCCAUCUACGAAUAUGUUAAGAAAAGAAAUGGUUUGCAUCCAGCAGAAUUCAUUUUCAGACUGCACAUUAAACGUAAUUUAAUUUAUAUGUUAUUUUUCUCAUACAUUUAUGGAAAGCUUAACGUUUUAGGAUGGGACACCAGUGGGUUGAUUAAUUACACAGUUUGAAGUUAAAGUUUAAAACAAUCUGGAUUUAAUAAUAAUUAAAAUGCCUCAGCUAAUGCUGCUGAUUUAUCAUUAUUACAUGCAUCUAUACAUGAAAAUGGGGACUAUGUAUGUAAAGGUAUGUUGGAACUUAGAAUUGGACUUUUCCUAAAACGACUGUUCUGCUAAUGCUUUUAUUUCUUCACCAAUCAUAUUUUGACAGACUGUGUAUGUGAUUUUAAAGUAUGGUCAAGUAUGGUUAUAGGUAAUCGAAUCAGUCGGUUUAAAUGUACACGCUAGCACCUUCAUUGUGUAUCAAAUUGUAAUCAUAUUUUCAUAUGUGUAUACUACAUUGUAAAAAUAUCAAGUUAUAGUUUGAUUAUGUGUCAUGUUAGAAUCAUAAGCCCUUGACUUAUCAUGCCACAUUUUGUUAUGUUUACACUAUAACACCAGUUCGUAAUCAACCUAAAUGAACUUUGAAAAUUUGUACCCGAAAUAUCUCAAGCAAGUUUGAUCCUAUGCCAUUGAAAAGUUUUGUAUUUCUCUAAAAUUAACGCUAUAACGCUAUCAUUUCUUCAUCAAUCAUAGUUUAAUUCACACAGAAUGUGAAUUUCCAUAAUUGAUACAGUUAUUGUAAGAUAAUCCCCAGCUUUAAAAAAUCUUUAUAUAUAUUCAACAUUAUAGUCUUGAUAUAUUUCAAAAUUACAUCUGUAGAAGUUAUAUAAAAGCAUUGACUUUACAGUUGUACAUUUAACUUUACAGUUAUAAAACGACUUCAAAAACAGUUCGAAAAAAAUAACAGCUGUGCAAAGCAAGUUACAGCUAUAAAAAUCAAAAUAUUUACAGCAGAAAAUAUGUCUACAAGGUACAGCUGUUGAAAUGUUAAAGGUUUUGAAAAAUGGUGCAUUAUUUUAGUGAACGAAAGCAGACUUACUAAAUCUUUAUUCUCUUAAAUAGACCACAGUUACUACAAAACAGACUAGAUUAAUGACAUAGGUAGGAAUAUGUUUACAGUUUAGCAAUUGUAAUUAUUGCAAGAGAUCAUAAAAAUCCCUUUGUCAUGGAAACACAUUACGAUCAUGUAAUUAUUACCAGCUUAAAAUGUUUUUGUAAUUACGUGAUGCCUCCUUCGUAAAAAUUUCAAUAUUUAGUUGUGGUGUCUCUCUGAAACAAAUUCCGCUAAAAUACGCUAAAGAUGGUGACAAUACUCAAACCUUCCUAAAAAUAUCUACCGCUGUAGAUGUCAGAUAUUGAAGUUUUAUAGCUGUAACUUUUGCCUGUAUUUUAAAAACUUAUUUUUGAAAUCUGAAUGGUCUCGACUUUUGCACUUGUAAUUUAAAAUGCAUGUCUUUAACAGGCGUUUACAACGGUAAACAGAUCCUUAUUUCACAAAGGACGUGUCCUUGAUGUAGCAACAUUGUUUUAUUUCAUUACUAAUCCGCUAUAAAUACAUACAUACACUAAUAUAAAUCUGGUUAAGCUGACCUCGCUCCGAAAUUACCAGAGUUACCUGUUUGCCAUGAUUCGAGGACUGUGUCUAUUUCAUUUCUAAUGUACUUUAAUUUAUGAUAUUGGAGGGCAUAUUUAAGGCUAGCCCAGCCGCUUAGCUCAUUAGGGAGAGCGUAUAACUACAAAUCACGGGGUCGUGAGUUCGAUCCCCGGGCAUAUGUUUUCCGUGACGAUUUGAUAAAAGACAUAGAGUUUUAAAUAAUUCGUCCUCACCUAUGAUUCAUUUGGAGAAGGUGGCAGUUACUUGCGGAGAACAGGUUUGUACUGGUACAGAAUUCAGGAACACUGGUUAGAGUAAUUGCCUGUCGUUGCACAACUGAAGUACUGUUAAAAAUGGUGUUAAACCCAAAACAAACAAAUAUAACACGUUAAUAAAAUGAGUAGCGCAAAAAGAUAUCCAAAACUUAGUGUUACUCUAACUGUAUAGAAAAGGAAGAUGUACACAGCUAAUGAAAGCAACAUAAUAAGAUGUAAAGAAAAGUUAUGUAUCUUAUCAUAUUUUUGACCUCCAGCUGUACCUGGGCGGUGCCCCACUGUGCUGUUUUUUUUUUCUUGCUUAUUUGUUCUUGCUUGUUUGUAGUUUUUGUAAAUAUAUAGUCAGAUAUAAAAAAAAAUAUUCUCAGUUUUCAAUAUAACAGUAAUACAUAUAUAUUGAAUUUGAAAGUUUUAUGUAAUAUAAUAACAAAAUACGA